Aspergillus chevalieri is the source of this 690-nucleotide messenger RNA. RefSeq names its product EXPERA domain-containing protein. The transcript has 4 exons. Gene Ontology annotation, cellular component: membrane; endoplasmic reticulum. Bases 1 to 690 code for a protein of 229 amino acids. Gene Ontology annotation, molecular function: cholestenol delta-isomerase activity; steroid Delta-isomerase activity; C-8 sterol isomerase activity. Gene Ontology annotation, biological process: sterol biosynthetic process. The record is from RefSeq and is a predicted model, not a curated record. Lineage: Eukaryota; Fungi; Ascomycota; Eurotiomycetes; Eurotiales; Aspergillaceae.
AUGGCUGCUGUGAUUCCUCCUCACCCUUACUAUCCGAUAGACGCCUCAAUCGCGGGGUAUUCUCCCAAUGAAGCGUCAGUUAUUACGCUUCUCGCUGUGGCCAGCGUGAGCUCUCUCGUUCUCCUGGGAACAACCUGGACCAUAGUCAAUCUUGCAAAAUCGAGCUUGCGCUAUGGCGACAGAUUUGCUAUCCUCUGGUUUGUCUUAUCUGGAACCCUUCAUUGCUUCUUCGAAGGUUAUUUUAUCUUCAAUCAUGAUCGGAUGGGAUCUAGACAGGACUUUAUUGGACAAUUGUGGAAGGAGUAUGCCCUAUCAGAUUCGCGGUAUAUGACUUCAGACACGCUGGUGUUGUGUAUGGAGACUAUCACCGUGUUCGUCUGGGGUCCGCUCUGUUACUUGGUCGCGUACUUAACUUUCACCCAGCACUCACUCCGGCAUCCAUUGCAAAUAAUCGUCUGCAUGAGCCAUUUGUACGGGGAUACGCUGUAUUACGCGACGAGCUUGUUUGAUCACUAUGUCCACGGGGUGGCAUACUGUCGGCCGGAGGGUUAUUACUUUUGGAUCUACUAUUUCUUCAUGAACUUCAUCUGGAUCGUCAUUCCCUUCUAUUAUCUGUGGCAAAGUGUCGGUACGAUAUCGGACGCUUUGAAGAGUGUGCAGGAGAUGGCGAAUCAGCGCAAGUCUCGAUAG